CCCCGGCCUGCUUGCCUGUGGCAUUCCCAAGAGAGAAACCAGGCCAAACGGAAGUUUUCCCGAGUCCAAUUCCACUGCAUACAGCCACAUUUCAAAGCUGUAAGAAAACUGCAGCCAUGGGACUUAGCAUGAGAAUUCGACCUGAUAACACUCGCAACUGCUACUAUUUAUUACACGUAAUUAUUACAUAGGCAGGCAGAGCUGACUGGAUGUCCUGAAGGGGACAGGCCUUGCCAGAGGAAGAGAAGGAGACCAGAACGUGGGAGGCAUUGGAUCUCACUCCUGGGUGAGGCCAAGUUGAGACCCAGUUGGAGCCAGAUCGAGUCCCUGCGUCUUCUGGAGCUGCAGCAUGCUAUCCUACGCCGUGCCGGGUGAGGACUUUGUGGUCCUUCCACCAAGUGCCUUCCUCGUGCCCCACGCGGAGGAACGGGAGCCUCCCAACCAGGACCACAGGAAGAAAGGCCUGCAGAGUGAGACCAAAGUGCUUGGGACCAUCCAGAUCGUCUCCGGCACCAUGAUUAUGAGCCUGGGGAUAAUUUUGGUGUGGGCUUCCUUCCUCCAUCACUUCAGCCCCACUGUUUUAACCUUGAUUUCGUCUGGAUACCCGUUCGUUGGUGCCAAGUGUUUUAUCAUCUCUGGAUCGCUGUGUGUCAUCUUGGAAAAAAUAUCAAAUAAGCGUUUGGCCUGGAUCAGCUUGGUCAGCAGCCUCCUGAGUCUCUUCAUCACUUUUACGGGCCUCAUCCUCCUCCUCGUCAACCUGGCUGAGGUGCUCGCCGCCUGGGGACGGUGCGAACUGGCCGUGGCGUCCAGGCAGAGGUCCGAGGACAACUACUUCUCUUCGAGAGAUGUGGCCUCUGGCUGCUUCUUCCUCGCGUCCAGUCUGCUGGGGGUGCUGUCCAUCAUGCUUCUCUUUACGCUGUUGGAGCUCAGCAUUGCUAUCCCGUCUUCCAUCCUCUGGUGGAAACAGACCCGUUCAAGCACCCCCGGGGUCAUGCGCUUUCUGGCUCAGAGUGACACGGUCGUCACCAGCGCACCCCCAAAAGUAUCUGCUGAUCCUGAUCCUCAUCCUGGAUUUGAUGAACUGGCGGCCUCUUAGGAGAGAGAGCGUGAAUGAGAUGGAAUGAGACAAUGAGAGACAGAGAGAGAGAGAAGGAGACAGAGAGAGUUAUGGUGACCUGGGAGAACCGACGUUCCUUGAGAGGGAGAGUAGACCUCGCUGAAAACUUUGGCCCCGGAUCCCCUAAGGAAUUUAUAAAGAGGCUUCUCUUCUUCUAAGGGAAUGUUUGUUCAGCAUGGCUGCCCUGGUUGCCUCACGAUGAUUCAAAUAAGGCAGAGGUGUGACCA
Diceros bicornis minor is the source of this 1344-nucleotide messenger RNA. RefSeq names its product membrane-spanning 4-domains subfamily A member 6A-like. Gene Ontology annotation, biological process: cell surface receptor signaling pathway. NCBI's taxonomy places the organism in Eukaryota, Metazoa, Chordata, Mammalia, Perissodactyla, Rhinocerotidae. The record is from RefSeq and is a predicted model, not a curated record. The transcript has 8 exons. Gene Ontology annotation, cellular component: trans-Golgi network; plasma membrane. The coding region runs from base 350 to 1096 and encodes 248 amino acids.